This is a messenger RNA of Phycomyces blakesleeanus NRRL 1555(-), 390 nucleotides long. Its product is annotated as carbohydrate esterase family 4 protein. Gene Ontology annotation, molecular function: chitin deacetylase activity. The annotation marks the transcript as partial. The transcript has a single exon. NCBI's taxonomy places the organism in Eukaryota, Fungi, Mucoromycota, Mucoromycetes, Mucorales, Phycomycetaceae. The record is from RefSeq and is a predicted model, not a curated record. Gene Ontology annotation, cellular component: membrane. Gene Ontology annotation, biological process: carbohydrate metabolic process.
UGCCCCAGUGCCCACCACUGGGCCUUAACCUUUGACGACGGCCCGAGCAAUUACACCUCCGAACUUUUGGACAUCCUUGACGAGUACCGCAUCAAGGCCACAUUCUGUGUCCUGGGUUCGAAUGUCAAGAGAUACCCGCAGGUCCUUCAAAGGAUCUUUCAAUCUGGCCACCAGAUCGCCUCUCACACAUAUUCCCAUCCACAUCUCAUGAGCCUCACGAACGAAGAAAUUAUUUACGAGAUCAAGGCUACCGAGGAAGCCAUCCGGGACGCCAUUGGUAUCAAGCCCAAAUACAUCCGGCCACCGUUUGGUGAGGCCGAUGACCGUGUCAAGGGGUUGUUGCGCACCAUGGGUUACCGUGUUCUGAUGUGGAACGUAGAUCCUACUGAU